AUGAGAAAAGGAAUGCAGCGCGAUUAUACCAAGUUUUGUGAGUUCCACAACAAUAAAGGCCAUACAACUGAUGAAUAUUUCGAGCUCAAAAAUACUAUCGAAACAUUCAUAAGAGCUGGGAAACUCCAGGAAUUCGUUUCUAGCUGCAGGGAAUACAAGACGCAAAGAAGACGCGAUAGAAGCCCAGAUCGCGAUCCAAACCCUAAUGAACAAAGGGCAUAUCCCAUAAGGGACUACAACCCUGCACGGAACAAUGAUCGCAGAAAUGCGAGAGAGGCCUCUACUGACAGACGCCGAGGGACUCCUUCGCGAAACAGACAGCGUAUCGCGCAACAGCAACCACUUCAGUUACCUAAUAACGCGACAGGAGUCUUAGCCACUAUCGCCAGAGGGAUGGAAAGAUAUGUAGGUUCUUUUUUUACAAAGUCAAGUAGUGGUAGUACUAAACGUGCUCGAUCCGAAUCUGCAUCUGUUGAUUUAUUUCAAGAUAAACAAAAUGAGCGUGCUACUCCCUCAAGCCAGAACAAACCAACAGUAGAAGGUCCACCGGAUUUGUAUGUUCCUGAUCCGGGUAAAAGACUUCCUAUUAUGAGAUUUGCGAAGAGUGCUCAAGAAAGGGAAAUGAUUCGAAGAAUUUAUCUAACGAAUGGUCCUUGUCAACCAAAACUUGACAACUUUCCUCAAUCCUUAAUUGGGGGUAAAAUGCGUAGAUUUAAUCCUCAAUGGUACAAUGAGUUUGGCACUUGGUUGGAGUAUAGUGAAUCAAAAGAUGCUGUAUUUUGCUUGCAUUGUUAUCUAUUUAAAUGUGAGCAUGGUGAUGGAAGGGGUGGUCAUGAUUCAUUUGCAGGAGAAGGAUUUAGCAAUUGGAAGGAUAAACAACGGCUUUUUAAACAUAUUGGGAAAGUUAGAAGCAUUCAUAAGUUGUGCUUCAGUGCUGCCAAAGAUUUGAUGAAUCAAAAUCAACAUAUUGACAUUGUUGUGUCUGGCAUUUCUGAUAAAGCCAAACAGGAUUGUCGUAUUCGUCUGAAUGGUUCUAUUCGAUGUAUUCGAUAUCUCAUACGACAAGGUUUGGCUUUCCGGGGACAUAAUGAGACAAAUGCUUCAAUGAAUCAAGGAAAUUUUGUGGAGCUUGUAAAAUUCCUUUGCGAAAGCAAUGAGGAGGUAAAUAAUGUAUCUUUGAAUAAUGCCCCAGAUAAUCUCAAAAUGAUAGCUCCCUCAAUUCAGAAAGAUAUUACUAGUGUUGCUGCUAGUUUAGUUACCAGAGCUAUUAUUUCAGAUAAUGGGGAUAAUUUCUUCUCUAUACUAGUUGAUGAAGCUCGUGAUAUAUCAAUUAAAGAACAGAUGGCCUUUGUUUUAAGAUAUGUGAACUGCAACGGUGACAUUAUUGCACGUUUUCUUGGUCUUCUUCAUGUUUCAGAUACUACAGCUAGUUCACUUAAAGAAACGAUUGAGAUGAUUUUUGCCAAAAAUGGCUUGAGCUUGACAAAGAUUCGUGGUCAAGGUUAUGAUGGGGCAAGCAAUAUGAGUGGUCAAUUCAGUGGUCUGAAAAGCUUGAUUUUAGUUGAAAAUAAUUCUGCUUACUAUGUUCACUGCUUUGCACAUCAACUUCAGUUAGCUUUAGUAGCUUGUGCUAAAAAGGUUUACACUUUGACUGAUUUCUUUAAUUUUAUAUCGUUGUUGUGUAAUGCAGUUGGUGCUUCUUGCAAAAGAGCAGAUAUUUUGAGAGAAAAGCAAUUUGAUGAGCUAGUAAAAAGUAUUGCAAGCGAUGAUGUUCAAUCAGGGAGAGGCUUGAAUCAAGAAAUGAGUUUGUCACGACCAGGGGACACACGUUGGAGCUCACAUUACCGAUCAUUGAUCAAGGUCUUGGCAAUAACGAAUGAUUUGUCACAAGCACUUCAAAGAAAAGAUCAAGAUAUUGUAAAUGCUAUGACUCUUGUAAAAGUUUCAAAGGUGUUAUUACAGAAGAUGAGGGAUAAUGGCUGGUAUAAUCUAUUUAAGAAGACUUCUGAUUUUUGUAUAAAACAUAAUAUAGAUAUCCCUGAUAUGGAAAGUGUACUUGCAUUACAAGGGAGAACAAAACGUAGAGGACCAGUUACUCAUCUGCAUCACUUUAAGGUUGACAUAUUUUAUGCAGUGAUAGAUACUCAACUUCAAGAGUUGAAUGAUCGUUUUAGGGAAGUUAGUUCAAAUUUGCUGGAAUGCAUGGCAUGUGUAAAUCCGUGCAACUCUUUCUCGGCAUUUGACAAAAAUAAGUUGUGUGAAUUUGCUGGCUGUUAUCCUUCGAAUUUUGAUUUGAAUGAUUUUGUCAUGCUUGAAUAUCAGCUCGACACGUAUAUUUUUGAUAUGCAAAGUGAUCCUGAUUUUUUGAAUUUGCAAGGAAUAGUUGAUCUUGCCAAGAGGAUGGUUGAAAAGAAAAAACAUAUUGUGUAUCCUUUGGUUUAUUUACUUGUAAAGUUAGCAUUAACUUUGCCCGUAGCAACUGCAUCUGUGGAAAUAGCAUUUUCAGCUAUGAAAUACAUCAAGACUGCACUUCGUAAUCAGAUUGGAGAUGAAUGGUUGAAUGAUUGUUUAGUACCAUAUAUUGAAAAAGAUGUAUUUGAUAGCAUUGGUAAUGAGGUUGGAUAUGGCAAUGACCUUCAGUGCCAAGCAAUUUGCUAUGGAGUACCUUUAGAGAUGCUGUGA
Gastrolobium bilobum is the source of this 2682-nucleotide messenger RNA. RefSeq lists its product as uncharacterized. NCBI's taxonomy places the organism in Eukaryota, Viridiplantae, Streptophyta, Magnoliopsida, Fabales, Fabaceae. Gene Ontology annotation, molecular function: protein dimerization activity. The record is from RefSeq and is a predicted model, not a curated record. The transcript has 4 exons. Bases 1 to 2682 code for a protein of 893 amino acids.